GUGGGCACCCUGAGGACGCUGCAGCCUGGGUGUCUGGAAGGAGGCGCGGGGUGGGGCUGGGGAAACCUGGCGAGGGUCCGACCCGCGGUGUUCUCCCCCCACCCCUAGGCUCAGGCGGGGAAGGGGCUCUUGGAACUACCGGGCGGACAAGAUGACUUUUGUGCCCCGGCUUUGGGCUUGGAACAGCUGAAGGCGUCGACCCUGCAAGAUGAGAACAACCAAAGUGUACAAACUAGUCAUCCACAAGAAGGGCUUUGGGGGCAGCGAUGAUGAGCUGGUUGUGAACCCCAAGGUGUUUCCUCACAUCAAGCUUGGAGACAUCGUAGAGAUUGCUCACCCUAAUGACGAACACAGCCCUCUGCUUCUGCAGGUUAAAUCGCUCAAGGAAGAUUUGCAGAAAGAAACUAUCAGUGUGGACCAGACUGUGACUCAAGUGUUCCGGCUAAGAGCUUACCAGGAUGUUUAUGUGAAUGUAGUAGACCCUAAGGAUGUGACUCUUGACCUAGUGGAAUUAACUUUUAAGGAUCAGUAUAUUGGCCGUGGAGAUAUGUGGCGACUGAAGAAAAGUUUGGUCAGCACAUGUGCCUAUAUUACCCAGAAGGUAGAAUUUGCUGGCAUCAGGGCACAGGCUGGUGAGCUGUGGGUCAAGAAUGAGAAGGUCAUGUGUGGUUACAUCAGCGAAGAUACCCGGGUGGUGUUCCGUUCUACAUCAGCAAUGGUUUACAUAUUUAUUCAGAUGAGCUGUGAAAUGUGGGAUUUUGAUAUUUAUGGGGAUCUGUAUUUUGAGAAAGCUGUGAAUGGUUUCCUUGCCGAUCUAUUUACCAAGUGGAAGGAGAAGAACUGCAGUCAUGAAGUGACAGUGGUCCUGUUUUCCAGAACUUUCUAUGAUGCAAAAUCUACUGAUGAAUUUCCUGAAGUAAACCGAGCCUCAAUCAGACAGGAUCAUAAGGGACGGUUUUAUGAAGACUUUUACAAAGUGGUGGUACAGAAUGAGAGAAGAGAAGAGUGGACUUCACUCCUGGUGACCAUUAAAAAGCUCUUCAUCCAGUAUCCAGUGUUGGUGCGACUGGAACAGGCAGAGGGCUUUCCUCAAGGAGACAAUUCUACCUCAGCACAAGGAAACUACCUAGAGGCCAUCAACCUAUCAUUUAAUGUGUUUGACAAACACUACAUCAACCGCAACUUUGACCGAACUGGGCAGAUGUCAGUGGUGAUCACACCCGGCGUGGGUGUCUUUGAAGUGGACCGUCUGCUCAUGAUCUUGACCAAGCAGCGGAUGAUAGAUAACGGAAUUGGUGUGGACUUGGUGUGCAUGGGAGAGCAACCAUUACACGCUGUCCCAUUGUUCAAGCUACAUAAUCGGAGUGCCCCUUGUGAUUCUCGUCUGGGUGAUGACUAUAAUAUUCCUCACUGGAUAAACCACAGUUUCUACACCUCCAAAAGCCAGCUUUUCUGCAACAGUUUCACCCCACGAAUAAAAUUGGCAGGAAAGAAGUCUGCCUCCGAGAAAGCAAAAAAUGGCCGUGAUACAUCUCUCGGGACACCAAAGGAAUCUGAGAACGCCCUUCCUAUCCAAGUAGACUACGAUGCCUAUGACGCACAAGUGUUCAGGCUGCCCGGCCCAUCACGGGCUCAGCGCCUCGCCACCUGCAGGGCCGUGCGGGAGCGUGAGAGUCACAGUCGAAAGAGUGCCAGCUCCUGUGAUGUGUCCUCCAGCCCCUCCCUGCCAAGUCGGGCACUGCCCACCGAGGAAGUGAGGAGCCAGGCUUCUGACGACAGCUCCCUGGGCAAGAGCGCCAACAUCCUGAUGAUCCCGCACCCCCACCUGCACCAGUAUGAAGUCAGCAGCUCACUGGGCUACACCAGCACUCGAGACGUUCUGGAAAACAUGAUGGAGCCGCCGCAGCGAGACUCCAGCGCCCCCGGAAGGUUCCACGUGGGCAGUGCGGAGUCCAUGCUCCAUGUGCGACCUGGUGGAUACACACCGCAGCGAGCGCUGAUUAACCCCUUUGCCCCCUCUCGAAUGCCCAUGAAACUCACCUCCAACCGAAGGCGCUGGAUGCACACGUUCCCUGUGGGACCGUCGGGGGAGGCCAUCCAAAUCCAUCACCAGACCCGACAGAAUAUGGUGGAGCUGCAAGGCAGCGGGCAGAGGGACCCUGCUCACUCCUCCGCAGAGCUGCUAGAGUUGGCAUAUCAUGAAGCUGCUGGAAGGCACAGCACGUCCCACCAGCCUGGUGAGAGCCUGUCCUUCCUGAGCUUCAGUGGAACAGAAGAGCUUCCUGCUAGCCUGCUUAGCAACAGUGGCUCAGGUAUAAAUCCUAGGACCCAGAAUAAGGAUUCUUUAGAGGCCAGUGUUUCUACCUCUGCAGACCCAAUUCUGACACUGUCUGCUCCCCCUGUAGUGCCAGGCUUCUGUUGCACAGUUGGAGUGGACUGGAAGUCUCUUACUACUCCGGCAUGCCUCCCCCUCACCACCGACUACUUCCCUGACCGCCAGGCCCUGCAGAACGACUACACAGAGGGCUGUUACGAUCUUCUCCCAGAGGCAGACAUUGACAGGAGGGAUGAGGAAGGUGUGCAGAUGACGGCCCAGCAGGUGUUUGAAGAAUUCAUUUGCCAGCGCCUCAUGCAAGGCUACCAAAUCAUAGUGCAGCCCAAAGCACAGAAGCCCAGCCCUGCUGUCCCACCCCCGCUGAGCAGCAGCCCCCUCUAUAGCCGAGGCCUUGUGUCUCGAAGCCGCCCUGAGGAGGAGGAUCAGUAUUGGCUGAGUAUGGGCAGAACUUUCCACAAAGUGACGCUGAAGGACAAGAUGAUCACAGUGACACGGUACCUUCCCAAGUACCCUUAUGAAUCCGCCCAGAUCCACUAUACCUACAGCCUCUGCCCUUCACACUCGGACUCCGAGUUUGUCUCCUGUUGGGUGGAGUUCUCCCACGAGCGGCUCGAGGAGUACAAGUGGAACUACCUGGAUCAGUACAUCUGCUCUGCCGGCUCCGAGGACUUCAGCUUAAUUGAGUCUCUGAAGUUCUGGAGGACCCGCUUCCUACUGCUGCCAGCCUGCGUGACUGCCACCAAACGGAUCACAGAGGGGGAGGUCCACUGCGACAUCUACGGGGACAGGCCCCGGGCAGACGAGGAUGAGUGGCAGCUCCUCGAUGGCUUCAUCCGCUUUGUGGAGGGCUUGAACCGGAUCCGCAGGCGGCAUCGCUCAGAUCGCAUGAUGCGGAAAGGGGCCGCCAUGAAGGGCUUACAGAUGACUGGGCCCAUUACCACCCAUUCCCUCGAGGCGACGGGGCCCCCAGUCGGAAAGAAGGGAACCUCAGCUCUGUCAGCCCUGCUGGAGAUGGAGGCCAGUCAGAAGUGCCUGGGAGAACAGCAGGUGGCCGUGCUUGGUGGGAAGAGUACCGCCCAGUCAGCCGAGAGCAGUACCGUUGCCAUGACUCCCACCUACGUGGACAGCCCACGAAAGGACGGGGCCUUCUUUAUGGAGUUUGUCCGCAGCCCACGCACAGCGUCAUCAGCCUUCUACCCUCAGGUAUCUCUGGACCAAACAGCCCCUCCAGUGUUGGACGGCAGCAGUUUGGGGAUAAGCAUGGGCCAGUCUGUAGACAGAGGCAACAGUCAGACCUUUGGGAACUCCCAGAAUGCGGGAGAACAGGGCUUCCCCUCUACAAACUCCAGUGACAACAGCAGCUUGCAGCAGCAGGCAGCCAGCUCCUUGACCUCGUCCUCCACCCUGGCGGAGAUCCUGGAAGCCAUGAAGCACCCCUCGACAGGAGUCCAGCUGCUCUCGGAGCAGAAGGGCCUCUCGCCGUGCUGCUUCAUCAGUGCCGAGGUGGUGCACUGGCUGGUGAACAACGUGGAGGGCGUCCAGACACAGGCCAUGGCCAUCGACAUCAUGCAGAAAAUGCUGGAAGAGCAGCUGAUCACACACGCAUCUGGUGAAGCCUGGCGGACCUUCAUCUAUGGCUUCUACUUCUACAAGAUCGUCAUGGACAAAGAGCCCGACCGAGUGGCCAUGCAGCAGCCCGCUCCCACUUGGCACACGGCAGGGGUGGAUGAUUUCGCCAGCUUCCAGCGCAAGUGGUUUGAGGUGGCCUUUGUGGCAGAAGAGCUCCUGCACUCGGAGAUUCCUGCCUUCCUCCUGCCCUGGCUGCCCAGCCGGCCAGCCUCCUACGCGAGCAGGCACAGCUCCUUUAGCCGCAGUUUCGGAGGACGGAGCCAGGCAGCUGCACUCUUAGCCGCCACCGUCCCGGAGCAGAGGACUGUGACGCUGGACGUGGAUGUGAACAACCGCACGGACCGGCUGGAGUGGUGCAGCUGCUAUUACCAUGGCAACUUCUCCCUGAACGCUGCCUUCGAGAUCAAGCUGCACUGGAUGGCCGUGACCGCCGCCGUGCUCUUCGAGAUGGUCCAAGGCUGGCAUCGGAAGGCCACCUCCUGCGGCUUCCUGUUGGUCCCAGUUUUAGAGGGUCCUUUUGCACUGCCCAGUUACCUGUACGGCGACCCUCUUCGAGCCCAGCUCUUCAUCCCGCUCAACAUCAGCUGCUUGCUCAAGGAAGGCAGUGAGCACCUGUUUGACAGCUUUGAACCUGAAACCUACUGGGAUCGGAUGCAUCUGUUCCAAGAAGCCAUUGCACACAGGUUUGGGUUUGUACAAGAUAAGUAUUCCGCCUCUGCUUUCAACUUCCCUGCUGAGAACAAGCCCCAGUAUAUCCACGUCACAGGAACUGUCUUCCUCCAGCUGCCCUACUCCAAACGCAAGUUCUCGGGCCAGCAGCGGCGCCGGCGCAACUCCACCAGCUCCACUAACCAGAAUAUGUUCUGCGAGGAGCGUGUUGGCUACAACUGGGCCUACAACACCAUGCUGACCAAGACGUGGCGCUCCAGCGCCACAGGCGACGAGAAGUUUGCCGACCGGUUACUGAAGGACUUCACUGACUUCUGUGUCAACCGCGACAACCGGCUGGUUACGUUCUGGACGCACUGUCUGGAGAAGAUGCACGCUAGUGCCCCGUGAGGUCAAGCUGCACCUGCAUGAGAAGGCCGUGUCCACGCUGGGGCAGGGAGAGAGCGUCCACCCCGUAACCCAGGGUGCCGGUUAGGCUCUAGGCAUCUGGUGUCAUUUGCUGUCAGUGAUUAGGGGUCUUUGCCGUCCAGCCACCAUGCAACAUUGUGGAAGCAGUGGCUAACACUGCUGCCACCCAAAUCAUGCCAAGCAAAGCUCCCAGAGCAGAUAGGCAGCACGGAUCGCCGGUAGGAUGGCCUGGGGCUUUGAGGAACAGGGA
This is a messenger RNA of Ochotona princeps (American pika), 5291 nucleotides long. It is a transcript of the gene DEPDC5, whose product is annotated as DEP domain containing 5, GATOR1 subcomplex subunit. Lineage: Eukaryota; Metazoa; Chordata; Mammalia; Lagomorpha; Ochotonidae. Gene Ontology annotation, biological process: positive regulation of autophagy; cellular response to amino acid starvation; intracellular signal transduction. The transcript is spliced from 43 exons. The record is from RefSeq and is a predicted model, not a curated record. Gene Ontology annotation, cellular component: GATOR1 complex; lysosomal membrane. The coding region runs from base 209 to 5023 and encodes 1604 amino acids. Gene Ontology annotation, molecular function: GTPase activator activity.